Messenger RNA from Neomonachus schauinslandi (Hawaiian monk seal), 2435 nucleotides. It is a transcript of the gene DTX3L, whose product is annotated as deltex E3 ubiquitin ligase 3L. NCBI's taxonomy places the organism in Eukaryota, Metazoa, Chordata, Mammalia, Carnivora, Phocidae. Gene Ontology annotation, biological process: protein ubiquitination; Notch signaling pathway. The transcript is spliced from 5 exons. The coding region runs from base 51 to 2285 and encodes 744 amino acids. The record is from RefSeq and is a predicted model, not a curated record.
UGCGGGGCGCAGCUCGGCCCCACCGCCCCCGGAGCCCGACGCCCAGAGCCAUGGCCUCGACCCUCCGCCCGCCGUCCCCGCUGCUCGUGCGGGUGUCCGAGUCCAGCCCGCACAUACGCUGGAAGCUGGAAAUCUACUUCCAGAGCCAGAGGUCCGGCGGCGGGGAGUGCACCGUCCAGCCCCUCUACCACAGGGACCAGGUCACCUUCCUGGUGAAGUUCCUGGAAAGGGCAGCUAAAGAGGGAGUCUUGAAGAAAGAAAAGCAUCAGAUUAUGAUUGACAACAAACUUGUGACUAUUUUUCUGGAGCCCACUGAGAAUCCAAUGGAGAGGAAUGCAAGACCAAGAACAUCUUCGUUGCCACAGUUACAGGAAGGGGUGAGGUCUGGUGAGAAGCAUCAAAACAAAGAAUAUAUUCCUGAUGUUAUGGAUUCCUGUCUCCAAAAGAUCUUUCUUAGUGUCACGGCGGACCUGAACUGUAACCUGUUCUCUAAAGAGCAGAGGGAACACAUAACCACUAUCUGCCCCAAGGUCAAAAAGAUGGAAGGGGAUGAUGGAAUUGAGAAGGUGUGUGGUACCUUUGGAGAUAUUGAAAAAAUACAUCAUUUCUUGAAUAAGCAACUCCAGGAAAGUGGGCGCAAACAUGAAUCUUCCCCUUUGACAAUGGAGAGCGAGCCACUCAGUCAGCAGGACCAGAACAGCUGUAUUUCUCCCUUUGAACCAAAAACCAGGACAGAAGACAAAAGCAACCAUCUUGAAAUUCCUUUGCCUUUCUUUGAAUACUUCCAGAAAAGCCAUCCUGAUAAAAUAGACUCAGUACAGAGAAGAUUUGGUGUAAAAAUAAAAAUAACAAUUCAGGAGAGUUCUCUGAAUACUGUCUAUUUAGACUUCACCUCCAAUCAAUCAGGUGAUCUCAAAGCUGCUAGCGAGGCUUUUGUCAGUGAAUUUCAGAAAACCGUAGCAUCUCUGGAGCAGAAAUGUGUUGCUUUCGCAGACAGUGAGCAGGCAAAUAAGAUCAAACAAGAAUUGAAUCAACGGUUUACAAAGCUCCUUAUAAAGGAGAAAGGAGGAGAAUUAACUCUCCUAGGGACCCAAGAUGACAUUUCAGCUGCCGGAUAUUUUUUUGCCCCAAAAGCCUCUGAAAGUCUUGUCAUGGGACCUGUGAAAAUAUCGACUCCCAAAUGCACGAUGAAUGAAAUUGAAGUUGACACUGCUCACUAUCUGCUUGUAAAAGCUGAAUUACUCCAGGAGAUGAGAGAGAUAGAAAAAAAGUACAAUACUCAAUGUCAGGUUUGGAGAGACACUAAGAAAAUCCACAUUCUAUUUGAACCUAAGGACAAAGAAUUCGAUCUGUCUGCGCAUGCGUAUGCAAGUUUCAUCGAUGCCUAUCAACAUGUGUCAAGUCAGCUGAUGAGAGAAGUUCUUUCACUGAAACCUCUGGGCAAAAUGAGAAAGCACUUACGUCAGACCAAGUUGGCUGAUGACUUUAGAAAAAACCAUCCGCAUGUACACUCUGUACUAAAUGAAGAGUCAGUGACUUUGACUGGGUUGCCAGAUCACCUUGCAAAGGCAAAGCAGUGUAUCUUUAAAAAGGGGGGAAUGUCCCCGUUAGCUGGAGAUAAAAGGAAUGAGGACGAAGAAACACCCAUGGACAUUGAUAGUAAUGAUUCAAAAAUAACUUCACCAACAUUCCAGCACUCUGCCAGUUCUGGGGCGUCGGGAGUGGACAAGGAAGAGGAUGUAUGUAUCAUCUGUAUUGACAUCAUUAAUAACAAACAAGUGCUAUCCAAGUGCAAGCACGCAUUCUGCACCUCUUGUAUCAACCAAGCCUUGUCCUAUAAGCCGGUCUGUCCUGUGUGCCAGACUUCGUAUGGUAUCCAGAAAGGCAAUCAGCCAGAGGGGACCAUGGCUGUCACCGUCCUACAUAGCUCACUUCCAGGUUAUGAAUCCUGUGGCUCCAUUAUGAUUGAAUAUAACAUGAAAGGAGGCAUACAAACAAAAGAGCACCCAAACCCAGGAAAGAAAUACUCUGGAGUACGACGAAGAGCAUACUUGCCUGAUAAUGAGGAAGGAAAUGAAGUUUUGAGACUGCUUCGUAGGGCCUUUGACCAAAAGCUGAUUUUCACAGUGGGGGAUUCUCGAGCACUAGGAGUCUCCAACGUCAUUACGUGGAAUGACAUCCACCACAAAACGUCCCCUUUUGGCGGACCACAAAUGUAUGGCUACCCGGAUCCUGGUUAUCUGAAACGUGUCAAACAGGAGCUGAAAAAUAAAGGAAUUGAGUAAGAAGACCGCUGGAGGGAUGUCUUGAGCCAAGCUUUCAAAAAACACAGUUGAAGAGACUCCUUUUAAAACUUUUCAUCUCAAUGAGGCACGUGGGUAGCUCAGACAGUUAAGCAUCUGCCUUUGGCUCAGGUCGUGAUCCCAGGGUCCUGG